This is a messenger RNA of Pseudopipra pipra, 3984 nucleotides long. RefSeq names its product zinc finger matrin-type 5 (gene ZMAT5). Bases 221 to 889 code for a protein of 222 amino acids. Gene Ontology annotation, molecular function: zinc ion binding. The transcript has 6 exons. Gene Ontology annotation, cellular component: U12-type spliceosomal complex. The record is from RefSeq and is a predicted model, not a curated record. NCBI's taxonomy places the organism in Eukaryota, Metazoa, Chordata, Aves, Passeriformes, Pipridae.
GCUCUGCGUGCGCGCGGGGCAUUGCGGGAGUUGUAGGCGGUGCCGGGAGUGCCGGGCGGUGUGCUCGGGGGCGCGCGGGGCAUUGUGGGAGAUGUAGGCGGCGCGGCGCUUGCCCGGCUGGAGGCGCUGUAAAUCCUGGAUCCUCCGUUCCCGUGGCUGGGUGCCGAGGAACUGCCUGAUGGUUCCCAGGCCGUGCUGAGGCUGCUCUACCAGGACAGAGAUGGGGAAAAGGUACUUCUGUGACUACUGUGACAGGUCCUUCCAGGACAACCUGCACAACAGGAAGAAACACCUCAAUGGAGUGCAGCAUCUCCGGGCUAAGAGGGUCUGGUACGACUUAUUCCGAGAUGCCGCCGCUAUCCUGCAGGAGGAGCAAACCAAGAAACCCUGUCGGAAGUUCCUGCAGACAGGACAGUGUGAUUUUGGGUCCAACUGCAGAUUUUCCCACAUGACAGAGCAGGACCUGGAGAAGCUGAGUGUUCAAGUUCAAGGGGAGAAGAGGCUGAAGGAGCUGCGGCAGGAGGGAGCAGAUAUCCCACCUGGCACCAUCGAGGACUGGCUGGAGAAGAGAGCCCAGAGACUGAGUGCGGCUCAGAGCAACAGCCUGUGCCUGUCGUGUUCCUGCUCUCCCACAGCCUCCCCUGGGCUCAGCUGCUCCGAGGUUGUCUCCCUGCCUCUGGAAUGUGGAUCCGUGCUCAGCAGAGCUCCGGCCCUGCUCAGGGGCUGUCUGCUGUCACCUGGAGCAGACAUUCCCUGUUUCCCAGGGCAGGAUCCAUCCCCUUGGAGCACUGCUGUCUGCACUGCCCACUCUCAGUCCAGCUCCACGCUGGGCUCCGUGAUCCAGGCUGGAGAAGGGAGCUGCAACCAGGCUUUUGGAAUUGAUGUGUAAUUUCCUCAGGUGUUUAUGCUGGUUCCUGAUAAAUUCCGGGUGUGAGGCUGUCUGUGUCCAGGAGCUCCUGGUGAAGAGCCUGGGGAGCCCCCUCAGCCCUGCUCCUGCUCCUGCUGCGCUGGGGGCGAGGGGCAAGGAGGGAAAACAUCCCCAGGUUUCUCCACAGGGAGAGUUUCACCAACUUAUCUCUCCUCACCAGGAAAGGGGUGGAUGAGGGAGGCCCUUGGCUUUCUCAGCAAGGGAAGUGGGUGCUCCAGCUUCCCUGGGGGGGAUCCUGUCCAGCAGCAUCCCGAGAUGCAGCUCUCCAGCAGCAGGGCUGUCCAGGAGGGCUGUGCCCGCUGCCAGUGCAUUCCAGGUUUGGCCGGGCACGGAGCUGGUGGGUCCAGAUUCAUGAAGAGCAGGGGCAGCAGCCAACUGCCUGUGGCCAAAUCCCGCCUGGAUCACGCUGACACAGGGCAGGGCAGAGCUCCCGCCUCGGGAUGCGAUGGCAAAUUGUCACGGGAGCGUCAGCCCCUGGGGCCCAGCUCUGACAGGAGCAGGGACUGGAUGUGACAGAAGCCUGGAAACAGCCUUGGCCGGAGCCUGGAGGAGCUCUGAGCCAAACUAGAGGUGUUUUUAUCCUUCCAGCAGGAGCCCUGGGCUUGCUGGAGAGCAGGAGCACAGGGCCUGGGAUCAGCCCCGUGUCCCUUCCUCACUUCCCUGUGCAGGAGGUAACAAACAUCCACUUGGGAGUGAAUUUGGGGGUGAAUCAGGGUCCCUUGGAGCACCUCCAACACAGAGGAACCCCGGGAGCUGCGGGAUGCCGGCGUGCUCCAGAGUGGGAGCAUGAGCUGUGCCUGCUCUCUCCAAGCUUGGAAGUGCAUCCCUGCCCCCCCAGCCUGGCUCGAGGGAGAACCCCAAGGAGCUGGGGAGUGCUGGGGGGUUCAGCCUGUCCCCCUCAAGCCCUGCUGACUGGAGGGGGACAGUGGCUUCUCUGCUGGUGGCAGCAGGAGCUGGGACAUGGACAUGGACACCCAGCGAGGCCACCGGCACUGACGGAUCAAGGAACUCCCACUCUUGUCUCUCUCACAGACUUUUUUGUUUCCCAGUCAAGCAUCAAAAUCCUCCCCUGCUCCUCACCUGGGUUUGGAGCUGUGCUUCCAUCAGUCCCCCAGGCCCAUCCCUGCUCUGUGUGCUCUAGUCCUGGUGGGUUUUCCAGCUGAUCCAGGAGGUGUUGCUUUACCCAACACUCCCAAACUCCACAGCUCCAAAACUGCUCCCCAGAUCCAGCUUAAAUUUGGUAGAGAGACACAUCUCUGGUGGAGAGGCCGGAGCUCCCAGCAGCUCCCUGGGUGAGCUGUGGAGCCCGACUGUAAAUGAAAGUUCCAUUGUAAAACACAACAGCCACAGCCUCUCCACACUCUGCCUGAGCUGCUCCUGGAGCAGAAAUUCCCAAUAAAACUGGAAAGGCAAGAGCAGGAGCGUUCCCUGCUGAGCUCCAGCCUGUCCUGGGGAGUGAGAGGGGCCGAUCAGGGGGGUUAAUUAAAACAGGGGUUUUCCCACAAAAGCUUGUGUGCUCUGUGGCCCGUGGGCUGCAUUCCCUGCAGGAUGUCGUGGAUCCACGGAGCUGAACGUUCCCUGCAGGAUGUCAGGGAUUCCCAGAGCUGUGUAACCCCCGGGGGCUCGGAGGGGGCCGUACAUUGCAGGUUUCUGGGGGUGUUACAGCAGUGUCAGGAGAUGUAAUGAUGCCAUGGAUCAGCACCAGGAUGGGACACGGCCCCUGUGGCUCAUCCAUGGAAAAAGGCCAUGGGAGGAGGACAGGGACAGGACGGGGCUCCCGGCUCCUUCCCCCGGGGAUGGCUGGUGCUGGAUCCCAAGGGAUGCUGCAGGGAUGGACUCACGUCCCCGGGGUGGGGGUGAGGAGCUGCUGCCUGAUCGUGGAGCACGAGCCAAAGUGCCUUUGCUGGAGCAAGAGCUGGAGUAAUUUAUCGGGAAGCUUUUAGGGAAAUGAGGCCCUGCUGGGCCCCGGCCAAGCACAGCCCUGCUGGGCUCUGCCCGUGUCCUCUGGCAGCUCUUCCCGGGAGAGGGACGGGAAUGGGAGUGGGAAUGGGGAUGGGAUGGGGACAGAGGUGAGGGCAGGACAGGGGCAGGGAUGGAAAUAGGGAUGAGGAUGGGGACAGAAUGGAAAUAAGGAUGGGAAUGGGACUAGGGAUGAGAAUAGGAAUGGGGAUAGAGGGGGGGUCAGGGACAGGGAUCAGGGGAAGGGAGAGGGGACAGGGAUGGAAAUAAGCAUGGGAAUGGGGAUGGAGAGCAAUCAGGGAUGAGGAUGGGACAAGGAUAGGGAUGAGAUGGGUGUGGAGAUGGAGAUGGGGGCAGGGAUGAGGAUGGGACAGGGAUGGGGGUAGGAAUAGUGAUGGGGAUGGGGACAGGGUGAGGAUGGGAUGGGUCUCGGGAUAGGGAGAUGGGAAAGGGACAGAGAGGAGAAUGGAAAUAAGGAUGGGAGUGGGACUGGGGAUGGAGAUGGGGACAGGGAUGAGAACAGGACAGGAACAGGGAUGGGGGGGUGGGACCAAGACAGGGACAGAGCUGAGCCCUUCUCACGCUCCUUGCAGCACCAGAGAGAGAAACAACCACUACCAACUUCUUCCCUUCCUAUCCCAAACGCUUCCCAGUGCUAUGGAACGGCACCCUGCCACUCCUCCUGCUUUGCUGCCACUUUUGCUCCUUCAAUCCCCUUGUCCGGGGACUCUACACAGGUCCUGCUCCCUCCCACCUCCCUUCCCCCGCGGCAGCUCCACCUCCCGGCACAUUCCCUUUUUUUUUCCCCCUUUCCUGGCGCUCCCUGAAUUGAAUUAUCCCGGAGCAGCCGCAUGAUCCGUCCCCGCUGCGGCAGAGCGGGAGCGCGGCCGGGACCCUCCUGCAUCCCGCCUGCUCCGGAGCCGGAUCUGCCGUCCCCAAACCUGCCUGAAGAAAUCCGUUCUCCCAAUUCCCGUUAAAAUUAAUUGGGCCGCUUUGAAACGCUGAGCUGGAGGGGGGGGAAUCGCCUCAUUCCUUUUAUCUAAUUUGUUUCUUUUAUGUCAUUGUAUUUUCUGGCAAAUUAAAUUGUCCUCGUUUCC